AUGGAGCGUUUCUGCAAUAUCCCACCGAGCGGGCGGUAAAUUCCAGUGGCCAUUACUAACUGCUUGAGAGACAGUAGCAUUCAGCGGAAUCCUCAGAAAUCUUGGGCCAGAUGAACCGAACAGUAAGAGUAGCGGACCCAGCCAUGUCAUAUUUGUUUUGUGAAAUUGAUUGUAGAAAAGACAUGUGUCAAAAUCAGUUCGCAAAUAUAGUCUAGGAAAUAAUUAAUGGUAAAACCAAAAAAAUAACAAAUUAAUGAAUAGGUUCAACAACUUUGUUUAUUUAGAUUUUUCAAAAUAAUUUCCUUUUAAUAGUAUAGAUUUAAUUUAAUAGUAUAGAUACCCAAAAAAAAUUUAUGAAUGUACAGUGGCCAAAAAUAUUAUUUUAUAUUUUUUACAAAACCAGAAAAAAGUAUUAUCUUAUAAAUCUACCAAUUAAGUUUGUUAUACCAUUUGAUUCAAAAAACAGAAUACUAUUGAAAUUAAAAUCUUUGAAAAUUAUUGAACUUAUUGUUUACAUUCACCAAUCUUCUGGAUGUACGUUUUAAAUUUGAUGUAAAAACAAAGCAGUUUUGGUAUAAGUAGUAUAGAAAGCAAAGCUCACUUCAUAUCUAAUCCUUAAAAAUCACCAUAAAAAGAUGUUUAUUCUGAUUAUUGUAUAUAUUCCGUCGUUUCUUUCUUGCCUCUGAGUUGUCUCCUACAAAACAAAACAUUUUUCUAUCAGAACUUGCUUUCUCCACAAUUCAAAACUAAUUACUUUUAUUCAUUAUUCGCUCUCUCUUUUGCAUAUGAUUUGGUGGAAGAAGAAAGAAAAACAAACAUAUAAUCAGAUCUUGUUUUUAGCACAAACCCGUUUUUUAUUUCAUCUUCCUCCUCGCAUCAUGUAUUGAGAUUAAAGUAGCAGCAAUCCCGGAGUGAAAGAACAAGAAAAAGUCUGAGACUUUACAUCUGGGUUCAAGGUUCAAGAUUAGAUCUUAAAAUUUCUGCAAUGGUUAUGGCAGCAGAACCGCAGUUUCAUGUUUUAGCUGUUGAUGAUAGUUUAUUCGACCGUAAAUUUAUAGAGAGAUUGCUUCAAAAGGCUUCGUGUCAAGUGACAACUGUUGAUUCAGGCUAUAAGGCUUUAGAGUUUCUUGGUUUAAGAGAAGGUUUUGAGAUUAACGACCCAGAUGCAGUUUCUACAUCUCCUGUGAUUCACCAGGAAGUUGAAGUGAAUCUUAUAAUUACAGAUUAUUGUAUGCCAGGCAUGACUGGUUAUGAUUUGCUCAAGAAAGUCAAGGAAUCAUCAGCUUGUAAGAACAUACCAGUAGUAAUAAUGUCCUCUGAGAACGUUCCUGCAAGGAUCAGCAGAUGUUUAGAAGAAGGAGCUGAGGAGUUUUUCUUGAAACCAGUAAGAUUAGCUGAUCUCAACAAGUUGAAACCUCUUAUGAUGAAAACAAAGUUGAAGAACCAGAAGCUGGAAGAGAUUGAAGCACCUUCAAAAGACGAAAGUGGAACCGUAGCAGCAGUAGUUGAACCAGAGGUUAAAGAUUUAACAGAAAUCGGAAUCAAAAUCUUGCCUCUUCAGUCAGAAGUAGAACCGAAACAAGUACAUUUGCAAGUAGUACAACAAGAGGAGCAAACAAUGAGUAACAACAAGAGGAAGUCAGUGGAAGAAGGGCUCUCAACAGAUAGAUCACGUCCUAGAUUUGAGGGUAUCACAACCGCUGUCUGAUUCUAUCGCCAUGAUGCUUCUUUUUUCGGUAUCUUGAUUUUAGAGUUUUGUAGGAAUGCUUCUGCUGGUACAAUACAUGAUUUCAGUAGGGAAUGCAGAGGGGGAUUAUAGAUGGAUGAUGAUUGAUGUAUGGGGAUGAUGUUUAUAUGUACAUCAGUAAAUCUUCAAUGGUGAAUAACCCAGUCUCAGUUUUGUUCACUCCUCUUUUUAGUUUUGCUUUAAAGAAACUCAACUUGUCUUUCUGAAAAUGGUAUUAUGAAGGAUCUGUAGAUCUGUCGCUUUA
Messenger RNA from Brassica rapa (field mustard), 1991 nucleotides. RefSeq names its product two-component response regulator ARR9. Gene Ontology annotation, biological process: phosphorelay signal transduction system; cytokinin-activated signaling pathway. NCBI's taxonomy places the organism in Eukaryota, Viridiplantae, Streptophyta, Magnoliopsida, Brassicales, Brassicaceae. The record is from RefSeq and is a predicted model, not a curated record.